GUCAGUGUCCACAGGUCUCUGCUGAAGGAACCGUGGGAGCCCUGCCUCACUCGAGCCCGUGGAGCUGGGCCGCGCUGACCCGCCCGCCCGCCUACGUCUGGAGGGCAGCGGACCCUGACUUUGCGGGGCUAGGCCCUGACUCUGACCCAUCCAUACCCCUCCCUGUCACGUCGGGUCGUCGGAGAGAACAAAGAAGGGAAACCAUGCUAGAUGAAUUCCGAAUUCCAAUCUGAGCAUAAACCCGCAAGGGGUCUCUUUGUUCAUUUGCCUUGUUUUGCCUACAGAACCACGGGGAGCCUAAAGUUCCCAGCACGAUUUUGAUUUGUUUCUGAACUAAUUUUCUGGAAAAAUAGUUUAUUAUGUCUCUCCAAAAAGCAUCCGGAACUUCGCUGAACUCCCCGUCAACAUCUGAGGUCAAACAGUCAAAACUUUCUCUAGUCAAGGAGGAGACCAAAGGACUUCCUGAGCUAAAGGAGAGAAAAGUCAUGCUGGACCAUCUCAAACCCCUUCCUCCUUCCCUUCCGAAUGAAUUCAUCCCAGAGGAAGUCCUUCUCUCUCUGAACUAUGCAGCCAAUGCUGGCCCAUGUCCUGAAAACUUAUUGCCUUCUAAGAAACUUAAAGCCCCAAAGGGUGCUCUUCCUCGCAUUGUAGACCGUGUCUGGCAGCACCCUGUGCGAAGGAAUAAAUUAAAAUAUCUGAUUGAUCAUCCUGUUUCCCUAACCGGAGCUGGAAGGGAUAUUUCUUUUCUGUAUGAUGUUAAAUAUGUAAAAGGCGAGGCCAAGGAGAAGAAACUUUGUCCCCCAAAUUUAAACAGGUCACUGCAGCCACAGGACAGUGCCAUGGUGCCUCACAGUAACAAGAACAGAAAGCAAAUACAGUCUUUGCCAAAAUAUCACAAGAGUUCUCACCGUAUCACAGUUGCUGAUAUUGUUUCUGCUCUGACCCCUCUUGAUCUGAUCCUCCACAGUCCUCAUAGCUCUUACAAAUACACCACCCUGCUGACAGACAGUGAGAACAGGCUGCUGCUCUUCCCGUCCAUGAAACCCAAUAAAAGAGUAGAAGUCAUCCAGCUGGGUGAUGUGAUGGACACCAUGCUGGAGCGGGCUGGAGUAGAAAGUGAGGAGCAUGCAGGGCCAACCAAGAUGCACCAACUCCUACAUGUGUUGAAAAAGGAACAGACCAUUUACAACACAGUAUUUCAUGAACUAAUCCGACAAGUCAGCGUGGAUUGUAUAGACAGAGGAGAGCUACUAUCCAGAAUCAGAGAGAAAUAUGUGCAAAUGCUUGACCAAAUUGCUCGGCAGAUGAUUGAUUUCUACAAAGACUUGGUAACUCAGCGGAUGAUGGACCAGCGCAUCUUAGAAGAACUGUAUAACUUCAAGAAUGUGAUUGAGGAGUUGACCAGGGAACUUUGUCUGGUUCGGGCCCAUGACAACAGAUUAACAAAGGAGGCAGAGAAGGCCCAGAAGGAUUUGGCAGAAGCUAUUUUGGAAGCAGAAAAAAAUGCAAAAAUAGUAGAAGAUUACCAUGACUUAUAUACAUUACAGAGAGGGAGGAUGGAGAACGACAUCAAACUGCUGAUGUCAGAAAGAGACAUUUGGAGCUCAGCCACAUACGAAUUGGCGCUAAAGGUAAUCGAAAGAAAUAGAGUCAUACUGGCUAAAAAACUCUACCUCAAUGAAAAAGGCUGGAAUAAAUAUGCCAAGCAUUUCAUUAUAAUGCUGUCAACUAAGGACACUGCAGACCUUGCAGUGCUGCAGAAGUUGACAGAAAAAUGGAAAAGGUUAGUGAACAGAUUUAAGCAGGAGGUGGAACACAUGGAGGAAUCCACAAAGGAAAAAUCCCAAACUGUGAAAGCUGGGAUUCUCAAAUGGCAGCAGUUCUUCAGUGCUAACAUCGGAAAAGAGAUUGUAACCCCUGGUAAGAAGAACCCUUUCACUUCAAUCCUUAUCGACUUCAAGGAGUUUUAUAGGCUGAUGAGUGAGGAGAAAGAAAAUUUUACAGGGGAUUCUCUGCUGGCCAAAUACGACUCUCUCAAGAUCAUUAGGCGCUUACAGGAGAACUGGACAGACAUUGGGUUUGCGAUAUUUAGUCGCCAUAAGAACAUGGAUGGGGUGUUGCCCCCAGAGCACGAGUACAUGGAAGAAAUGAUAAAAAACAUUAGCAGGCUCUACAAAGAGUACGAAAUAAGAAUAAAUGGUGACAACGAGAAAGCAAGGAAAUUAGAACACAAGCUCACCAAAGAAGCGCCCACUGGGCACAGAGGCUCUUACUGCAGCGUUUACUUGCAGACACUCCAAGGACAUAUAUUUGACAUGAUUCACCAAUGGCUUUUGAAGAUAAACAAUGAAAUCACCAAUGGUAACAUUGAACUUCUUCGACAUAUGGAUGAAUUGCAUAUAGCUAUGAUCCAGUGGAUGGUAAAUUUGCUGACCGUAAUGCUUCCUGACUUUUCUGACCAAGACACUCUCCCAAAGCUGGAUGAAGAGGAUCUAGAGACCAAAAAGGAACGUGAAGUAGGAGUCGCAGAAUUAGAGUUAAAUGCAAUUUCACUGGCCAAGCGUUUGGCACGCUACUCCGCCUACUUAUACAGUUGCUGCAUAGGCAUGGUGAGAGCGAUGGUUCUGACUAGAGCUGCUCACUUACAGAAGAACCCUGCUAAGGACCUUCAGGAGCUGGAUAAGAUGAGGAGAGAAUGCUACGACUGGAUCAGCACCUGUUCGCACCUCCUUUCUGACAUCAAAGGCAGGAAAAUACGAUUACUGAAAUAUGAGGAAGCAGAGCAGCUGCUUGGGGAAGAGGAAGCUACAAAAAUUUAUCUUGACCCAGACAAACCUUUUAUUGGUGAUGAUGACGAUGAUGAAAUUGAGAUUAAGGAGCCUAAAAUUCAAGAAAAGGAGGAAAAAGAAGAAGUAACAAAACAGGAACCUUCAGUUUCUACAGAAAAUGAACAAACCAUUCGAUACAUUGGGAGAGAUGAAAAUAUUCAUUGCAAACCUCUGCUUGAAGAAGAUAUAUUUUCAUCCUGGCGAGAACCAGCUAGCAAAGGUGUAUUGGAGCCGAAGUACCUUGAAGUAAUGACUGUAAUUGAGCACAUGCAGGAGAAGCUUAUACAGAUUGACAGCAGAGCCAGACAGGCAGAGGAGAAGUUUGACGAGGUGAAUGAGAAGCUUCAUCACACUCUCAUAAAAAACAGAGAUCUAGAGAAGGAAUUAGAAGAAAUGACCAAGAAAGCCAGAAAGGACUCACGUGUAAAAAUAGAAAGCCACAAGGAGGGAGAAGAGGAGGAGGAGGAGGAGGAAGAGGAAGAGGAAGAGGAACAGGAAUCUGAACAAAAAGAGGGGAGCCAAGAAGGAGAGGAACACAGACAAGGGAAAAAAUCCCCAAAGCAUGCAAAGAAAGAAGCACAGUCCAAGGAUGAUCCUUCUAGGCCUGGAAGCCGAACUAAACCUAAGCCCAAACCCAAAUAGCUUCCUUAAGAGCCUAGGGGUCACAGUGGCCAUGCCCCUGAGCAUGUGGAGAUACUGCUGAGCUGUGGAGUUGGCAACACAGCUCACACCAACAGACUCCCUAGCAACAGCCAUUAGAAAAGCCAUGCUAUCCAAGCCAAGAAGAUGUUUCUUUAGAAGCAUGGCAGAGGCCAUAAGGAUUCAUAUGUGAGUUUACUUGCCAGAUUAAAAACAGUCUAUGCAAAAGUGUGUAGGCCUCUUCAGUUGCUUUCCCGAGAGUUCUGUGAAAAGUGUUCGUCUCUAUGAAGAAAAUGCUGCAGCAACUCAGCUCGGGUGGAAGGAAGCAGGAAGUCUUUGACUCAGCAGAGAGGGUCCUGCUCAGCCACUUAGAUUGCAGCCACAGAUUUGAGUUUCCUGAUUUCAGGCACCCUAUGAUCUCUCUGGUCCUAACAAUCCUCUAGCUAGGUGUGGGGAGAGGCUCUUAAUCCCGUUUCUCAGAAAAUGGGACUGAGCCUCAGGAAGGUUAUCAGCCUUCCUGAUUCCACAGAUCUGGAUGGUGUCAGACUGCCCAGCCAUGGCGUCCAUGGCUUCCAUGGCUUCCAUGGCUUUCUGUGUUGCUGGAGGCUCUUCAGAGUCUCUGUGUUCUUUUUUUGACAACCUCAUCCAUUUGUACUUUCUAUGUCCCUAAGUCUAUACAGGCACGGAAGAUGGCCUUUCCUGUAAACGCACGCUGUGAAUGACAAAUGGAUACUGAGGCUGUUGCUCUGUGGGGCUCCUUACUACACGGCCUCUGGCCUGCUUGAGUCCUGAACCCAAGCAGAGGCUGGACCCUGGAAUUAAUCAGUGUAGGAAGAUCCAGCCCGCAACAGGCGACACCAUUCCCUAGGAGGGAAGCCCUGGACUGGAUGAGUG
This is a messenger RNA of Alexandromys fortis (reed vole), 4361 nucleotides long. It is a transcript of the gene Axdnd1, whose product is annotated as axonemal dynein light chain domain containing 1. The coding region runs from base 360 to 3470 and encodes 1036 amino acids. NCBI's taxonomy places the organism in Eukaryota, Metazoa, Chordata, Mammalia, Rodentia, Cricetidae. The record is from RefSeq and is a predicted model, not a curated record. The transcript has 26 exons.